Brenthis ino (lesser marbled fritillary) is the source of this 252-nucleotide messenger RNA. The record is from the annotation of a GenBank genome assembly. NCBI's taxonomy places the organism in Eukaryota, Metazoa, Arthropoda, Insecta, Lepidoptera, Nymphalidae.
AUGCUAAUCUUGCGGCGAGCAACUUGUUGCCGCUGUGAACUUUUGAAGGGAAAGAGGCAGCGAUAUCGGAUUUCCUCGUCAUGGGAGGAGCGAGAGCGGGGAGCGGCGCCGGCCGGCCGUCGCUCAACGCGCCUCACGCACGCCGUUACUCAGUCGCUUCUCACACUUCGUCGCGAGCAGUCUGUAGCGCCCUGCAGAGCGCGGAUUGCCCGUUAUGUGUCGUACAUCGAAACAAGUUUGACAGGAAAUUCG